Molecule: messenger RNA, 315 nt
Organism: Strongyloides ratti
Lineage: Eukaryota; Metazoa; Nematoda; Chromadorea; Rhabditida; Strongyloididae
Product: 39S ribosomal protein L55, mitochondrial
Exons: 2
Coding region: 1-315 (104 amino acids)
Biological process (GO): translation
Cellular component (GO): mitochondrial large ribosomal subunit
Molecular function (GO): structural constituent of ribosome
Source: RefSeq, a predicted model, not a curated record
AUGAUUUUGAAGUCUUUUUUUUCCACUUCAACAGUUUUUCAAAAUUGUUAUAGAGCUUCAUUAUCAAAAAUUGGAAGACCAAAAUAUGUAAGAGAUUAUAUUGUAGAAAUAUUAAAAGCUGAUGGAUCUAUUGUGCUUGGUAGAGCAUCUGAACCAUUUCAUUUACUACAACUUCCUGUAGAUAUAAAAACAUUAAAUGAAGAAGAACGUAGAGAAAAACUUGCAUUAAGAAAACCAAAAGCAAAAAAAAUUCAACAAGAAACAAUUGAUGAUAAUUUUGAUAUAGAAUCCUAUGAAAAGUUAUGGAAAAAUUAA